Molecule: messenger RNA, 828 nt
Organism: Polyodon spathula (Mississippi paddlefish)
Lineage: Eukaryota; Metazoa; Chordata; Actinopteri; Acipenseriformes; Polyodontidae
Product: carbohydrate sulfotransferase 14-like
Exons: 2
Coding region: 1-828 (275 amino acids)
Biological process (GO): dermatan sulfate proteoglycan metabolic process; carbohydrate biosynthetic process
Cellular component (GO): membrane
Molecular function (GO): sulfotransferase activity
Source: RefSeq, a predicted model, not a curated record
AUGAGAAGUACCUGCCGGUUUUCCAACCCCUGGGAGCGUCAUAGCCAGUGUGACGCAUCCUCCAUAGUCCCCAGCAAAAUUGUUCAAGAAAUACGCAUUCAUACUAUCCACACCAUGUGUGGUCAAAAGAACAUGCCCCACAGCAUUUGGACACUUCCUCCAACACAAAGGACGACUGUUCUUCAGCAUAUUUUAGUCAGCGACAAGCAAAAGUUCCUGUACUGUUACGUGCCUAAAGUUGCCUGCUCCAAUUGGAAACAAGUUGUGAAAGUCCUUAAUGGGGCUUUGGAGAACGUGGAGGUAAAGAUAAAGAUGGAUCACAAGAAAGACUUGGUUUUUCUGGUAGACUUGAAACCAGAGGAAAUCAAAUUCCGUUUAAAAACUUACUUUAAAUUUAUGUAUGUGAGAGACCCCAUGGAACGGCUUUUGUCAGCCUACAGGAACAAGUCUGGAGAGAUUGAAGCUUACCAGAAGAGGUAUGGUGUGGAGAUAAUCAAAAGGUACAGGAAGAAUCCUGGAAAAACUAAUGGAGACGAUGUUACAUUUGCUGACUUUCUACACUACUUGCUAGAUGAGGAUGUGGAGAAAAUGAAUGAGCACUGGAUGCCAAUUUACAAUUUAUGCCAGCCAUGUGCUGUAAAUUAUGAUUUUAUCGGAUCUUAUGAAAGACUUCACCAGGAUUCCCAGCAUGUUCUUCAGCAAAUCGGGGCACCUGUCCACAUUAAGUUUUCUGAAAGACAAACAUGGUAUAAAGCAAUCACCACACAAACUCUGCACUACUACCUGUGUAUCACACCCAUAAAACAUAUUUGUCGCCAGAAAUGUUAG